UAGAAUUUUAAGAAAUUAGGAAAUAUAUAAUGAGGUGUUUAGAGUAUUUACAGUAAAUAUGACUGAAAAGGUUUAAAGUUGCUCCUUAUUUUUACAACAUGCAUAACAGAAAUUUUUGGUUAUCAAUAAAAAGCAGCACAUUUUAAUUAAUUAUGGAUUUAAUCAUGGCAGAGCGGUCAGAGUUGCUGACCCUGUCCACCGCCUACACUGGACAGGUGAUCAUCAGAACUGGACCAUGGAGCAAUGGAAGAAGGUGGCCUGGUCUGAUGAAUCACGUUUUCUUUUACAUCACGUGGACGGCCGGGUGUGUGUGUGUCGCUUACCUGGGGAAGAGAUGGCACCAGGAUGCACUAUGGGAAGAAGGCAAGCAGGUGGAGGCAGUGUGAUGGUCUGGGCAAUGUUCUGCUGGGAAACCUCGGGUCCUGGCCUUCAUGUGGAUGUUACUUUGACACGUACCACCUACCUAAACACAGCUGCAGACCGAGUUACACCCCUUCAUGGCAACGGUGUUCCCUAAUGGCAGUGGCCUCUUUCAGCAGGAUGAUGCUCCCUGACACACUGCAGAAACUGUUCAGGAGGUUUGAGGAACAAAGAGUUCAAGGUGUUGACUUGGCCUCCAAAUUCCCCAGAUCUCAAUCCGAUCAAGCAUCUGUGAGAUAAACAAGUCUGAUCCAUGGAGGCUCCACCUCACAACUUACAGGCCUUAAAGGAUCUGCUGCUAACGUCUUGGUGCCAGAAACCACACACACCUUCAGAGGUCUUGUGGAGUCCAGGCCUCAGAGUCAGAGCUGUUUUACUGGCACAAGGAGGAUCUACACAAUAUUAGACAAGUGGAUUUAAUGUUAUGGAUGAUCACUGUAUAAUGGCCAUUUAUUUAUUUAUUUAUUUAUUUAUUUAUUAUUGGACUGAAAGUAAGAGCGAGAGAGACGGCGGUCCAUCAGUGAUGAAUAUUUUAUUUAGUACAGUACACUACAUUUCCAGUGAUUGUGCUGCUGCUUUUUGUUUUUAUUGAUUUCCCAUAAUGCACCAUUGUCAGCUCUCUCUCUCUCUCUCUCUCUCUCUCUCUCUGUUUUGAAUAAGUCUCUCGCUCAUUUGCCUGUUCGACUUUGUAUCUCUGCUUCUAUCUGGCCAUCUAUGGGAUGGAGUGAUAGCCGAGGACCCAGGCAGGCAAAUCCUAAUCAAAUCCAGUGUGUGUGUGUGCGUGUGUGUGUGUGUGUGUGUGUGUGUGUGUGUGUUUGUGUGUGUGUGAGUGAGUGAGUGAAACACUGGUGUCAGGAGGAAGGGGAAGAUCAGGGAGAGUGUAUUGUUGGGAGAACAGCGCACUUCCGAAGCGUUCUCCACGAAGCUGAGCUGAAACACACCUCACUUACAGAUCUGUCAUUAACAUCAGGACUUUAAAACUCGCUCUGAAGUGUUCAGUUUGAAGAUGGAGCAAACAUUCAGAGCCGUCACACGCACUCCGGGCAUCAUCAUCUGGAGAAUCGAGAAAAUGGAGCUGGUUCUCGUCCCGGAGAAAACUCAUGGCAAUUUUUUCGAAGGCGACUGUUACCUUCUGCUGUGUACGAAGAAAUCGGGCAGUACGCUGACGUACAGCAUUCACUACUGGAUCGGGGCCGAGGCGAGUCAGGAUGAACAGGGCGCGGCUGCUGUUUACGCCGUUCAGCUCGACGACUUUCUGGGCUCGAGUCCCGUCCAGUACCGCGAGGUCCAACACAACGAGUCCAACACCUUCUGUGGAUACUUCAAACAGGGAAUCAUUUAUAAAAAAGGCGGCGUGGAUUCGGGAAUGAAACACGUGGUGACGAACUCGAGUGACGUUCAGAGACUGCUGCAUGUGAAGGGACAGAGGAAAGUCUCCGCCAAAGAGGUGGAAAUGAGCUGGAACAGUUUUAAUCUCGGAGACGUUUUUCUGCUGGACAUCGGAAAAUCGAUUAUCCAGUGGAACGGUCCGAACAGCAACACACAGGAGCGACUGAAGGCGAUGUUGUUGGCGAAGGACGUUCGUGAUCGUGAGCGUGGAGGACGUGCUGAGAUCGGGGUGAUCGAGGGCGACGCGGAGGACAAAUCCGCGUCCUUAAUGGAGGUUCUGUGUAGCGUGAUCGGACAGCGACCCGCGAGUCUCCCGGCCGGAACCUCCGACGAAAAAGCGGAUCAGGAACAAAUGUCUCAGGUCACGCUGUACCAUGUGUCUGACGCUGAUGGGGAAAUGAAGGUGAGAGAAGUCGCCAGCAGGCCUCUGGUGCAGGAUUUAUUAAAUCAUGAAGACUGUUAUAUAGUGGAUCAGGGAGGAGUGAGGCUGUUCGUGUGGAAAGGGAAAAAAGCGAAUAAAGCUGAGAAACAGGCGGCGAUGUCCCGAGCUGUGGAGUUUAUUAAGCAGAAAGGUUAUCCUCUCAGCACUAACGUGGAGGUGGUUCAUGACGGAGCUGAAUCCGCGCUGUUCAAGCAGCUGUUCCAGAGCUGGAGUGUUAAAGAUCAGACUGUGGGGAUGGGACGCACAAACACCGUGGGCCGAAUCGCCAAAGUGACGCAGGAGAAGUUCGACGCCACGACGCUGCACGUGAUGCCUGAAGUCGCCGCUCAGCAGAGGAUGGUGGACGACGGAAGUGGACAGGUGCAGGUGUGGAGGAUUGAGAAUCUGGAGCUGGCUGAAGUGGACGCUAAUCUACACGGUUAUUUCUACGGAGGCGACUGUUAUCUCAUCUUAUACACGUAUGAAGUUAACGGCAAGAAGAACUACAUCCUGUACAUGUGGCUGGGUCGUCACACGUCUCAGGAUGAGAUGACGGCGUGUGCGUUCCACGCGGUGACGGUGGAUCAGCAGUACGAUAACCAGCCUGUUCAGGUGCGACUGACCAUGGGCAAAGAGCCGCGCCACUUCAUGGCCAUGUUUAAGGGCAGGAUGGUGGUGUUCGAGGGAGGAACCUCCAGAAAGUCGGAGAGCAACGAGGAGCCCCCGAUGCGUUUCUUUCAGAUCUCUGGAACCGAUUCGUCCAACACCAAAGCGAUCGAGGUUCCAGCUGUAGCGGCGUCUCUCAACUCUAACGACGUGUUUCUGCUGAAGAGUCAGAGCACAGUGUUCCUGUGGUACGGCAAGGGCUCGAGUGGAGAUGAAAGAGCGAUGGCUAAAGAGGUGAGCGCUUUCCUCGGCAGAGGGCUUUCUGAGGAAAUCAUGGCUGAGGGACAGGAACCCAUCGAAUUCUGGCAGCUUCUGGGAGGAAAAACUCCGUAUGCAAACGAAAAAAGGCUGCAGCAGGCCAUGACCGAUCAUCAGCCGCGUCUGUUCGAGUGCUCGAAUAAAACAGGAAAGUUCAUCGUCACUGAAAUCUCUCAGUUCACUCAGGACGACCUGAACGAGACCGACGUCAUGCUGCUGGACACCUGGGAUCAGGUGUUCCUGUGGAUCGGAGCUCAGGCGAAUGACACGGAGAAGAAGGAAUCCAUCACCACGUGUCAGGAAUACUUACGCACGCAUCCCGGAAUGCGAGACCCCGAGACUCCCAUCGUUCUCAUUAAACAGGGCUUCGAACCUCCGACCUUCACCGGCUGGUUCCUGGCCUGGGACCCGAGCAAGUGGAGUGGCGGGAAAACUUACGAGCAGCUGAGGGAGGAACUGGGCGUGGUCACAGACGCGGUCAACAUCGCCACGGCAGCAGGACUCGUUAACGGAGUGAGCGGUGAUCAGAGCAGCUCUGCAGACGAGGACAAUCGAGUGUAUCAGCCUUUUCCUCUUGAGGAACUCAUCAACAAAUCAGCUGAGGAGCUUCCAGAGGGAGUCGACCCCGCCCGCAGAGAGAAACAUCUGUCAGAUGAGGAUUUCGUCUCCGUAUUCCAGAUGUCUAAAGCUGAGUUUAACGCUUUGCCGCAGUGGAGGCAGCUGGACAGCAAGAAGAAACACGGAUUAUUUUGAACUCUUUUGUGUUUUGUGUUGAUUUAUCCAGCGAUGUUGAAUUUCCACUGCUGUAAAGAGUUAGCGUACAUGCUAGGAGUUAGCAGAAAUGUGUCAAAACAGUGAAACACUAUUCUAUAUAUGUGUGUAAACUUUACAGUUUUAGAAAGUAGAUUAGCUGUACUGAAUUAUAUACAGAGUCGAUUAGAGAAUGAGGAUCUUAUUUUAUUUAUUGUCUCUCAGGGUUUAUGGGGAUUAUCACAGAUUACAGAACUUUAAUGCUUUUAAAUAAUAUAGAAACAUCUGUAUGAAGUAUGUUUAACCCUCAGUGCUAAAUGCUAGCAUGUGGAGUCGUACUGUAGUGUUAUUGAUAAAACAGCUUCAAGAUCUUAUUUAAUAGUCUACAGAUCGUAUCUAAGCUAAUAAAACUGAAAUGUUAUAAUGCCGUAACACACAACAUUAACGCUGUGCCAGUUUAUUGAACGUUAAACACAAAAGUUCUGUUAAUUAUAUAGCACUAGAGUGGAUGAAAUCCAGGCCUGCUGUAGCCGGAGUCAUAUUUGUGAACUCCGAUUCCUGAGUCUCGUAAGAAUAAAACUCAUUUUAUAAAAGAGUGUAUUGUAGGCUUCCUGCGCUCACAUGUCUGACCAGAAAUGCAAAUACAUAGGGAUGCAAAAUGAAGCAAAUUUAUGCAAAUGAUUGCUUCUAGGUGACACACACACACACACACACACACACACACUGGUACUGAACAGUGCAACGGCUCUGUGGCUUCACACUUUAUUCAUAUGUACUUUACAUAACCAUGAUGAUGUUGCUACUGUGUUUUAUUGUGGAUGUUCAAACUGUCUGAUGAUAAAUAAAGAAAUAAAACUAUA
Molecule: messenger RNA, 4764 nt
Organism: Pangasianodon hypophthalmus (striped catfish)
Lineage: Eukaryota; Metazoa; Chordata; Actinopteri; Siluriformes; Pangasiidae
Gene: avil
Product: advillin
Exons: 20
Coding region: 1427-3907 (826 amino acids)
Biological process (GO): actin filament severing; barbed-end actin filament capping; cytoskeleton organization
Cellular component (GO): cytoplasm; actin cytoskeleton
Molecular function (GO): actin filament binding; phosphatidylinositol-4,5-bisphosphate binding
Source: RefSeq, a predicted model, not a curated record